This is a messenger RNA of Sphaerulina musiva SO2202, 3010 nucleotides long. RefSeq lists its product as uncharacterized. Lineage: Eukaryota; Fungi; Ascomycota; Dothideomycetes; Mycosphaerellales; Mycosphaerellaceae. The transcript has a single exon. Gene Ontology annotation, molecular function: histone H3K36 methyltransferase activity; protein binding. Gene Ontology annotation, biological process: regulation of DNA-templated transcription. Gene Ontology annotation, cellular component: chromatin; nucleus. Bases 168 to 2813 code for a protein of 881 amino acids. The record is from RefSeq and is a predicted model, not a curated record.
GAAAUCUUGGGCGCCGAUCGAUAUAUUGUAUUCUCAAGCAAAAAAGAGGCAUUUUUACGACGGGAAACUCGCUGGGUCGUCCCCACAUCUUUCGCGUCAACCAGGCGCGUCUCUCGUGAGGCUUGGCCGCAGGUGAAUAACACUCAGGGCGGAAAGACGUGAUAGAAAUGGCCACCCAUACCGAAUCCUUCUCCGAUCCAGCAGCAAUGGAUGUCGACGAUGCGUCUGAGCAGCUGGCAGCGUCGACACCGCCAACCAGUGUAGGAGACGACAGUAGUAGCACGCACGAGCACGCGUUCGGCGGCGGCGGCCGUGCAAGACGUUCGCGGGCCACGAUCAACUACAACGUUAAGGAGCUGUUUGACGCGCAAACUGCACAGGAGGUCAGCGGAGCCACCGCCAGCAAAUCUCGCAAAGCCUCGGGGCUCUCCGGCCGGACACUCGUGAACCACCGCGUCGACACAGAGCUCGACGUUUUCGACAACGGAGACAUGAACAUGGAGCUGGACGACGAGAUGGAGGAGAAUAUAGUGGCAGUAUCGCCGAAAGUCACGGGAAAGGCCGCUGCCACGAGGGUGGAAAGGCGGCCCAGCGUGCUCGGCCGGGCGAAGAAAGCGGCCUCUGUGCUCGGCAAGCGUACGCGCGACGUCUACGAGGCCGGGAAGAAGAGGCUCGCUGCGAUGGAGGAGCCGGCUGAGCAGAAGCAGCGCAAGCUGCUGAAGGAGCUUGACACGGGUCCAGGCGGCAUCCUGGACGACAUCGACCUCGACGUUUCUACGCCUGCUCCCACUCCCGCACCCGCACCCGCAACCGCGCCUGCUUCACGUCCAUCGAAGCGCACGAAACCCUCGGCGGAACCUCCGACGACAAGACCCUCAAAAGCCGCUCGAAUGGAGCUCGCCCCUUCUCACGUUGCCAACCCCAUGCAGCAGACCUCGGGCGGCCUGUCCGUCAAGAAGUGGCAGACGGGGGGCCUGUACGUCGGCCAGGAGCCCGAGGCUGACCUCUCCCAGCCGCCAAAGAAGAGGAAGCUGCAAAAGAGCCGUGCGACGGCUCCAGCACCUGCUGGGCCUGGCGAGAACGAUGCAAAGCCGAAGACCAACCAUCUCGGCUUCGGGUUGCCAAUGUUCAGCUACCUGGACAGAGAACGGUCCUUCACCAUACCAUACGACAUCUUCGCGCCGAACAUGGACCCCGCAAUGGCCGAGAAGCCGCCCAAAUUCACGCUUGUUACUAACAAUCGUGCAAUCGGCGAUGCAAAGGCCUUCUGGAAGAACAAGAAUCAGGAUUACGUCUCAUAUUGCACCUGCUUGCCAGAGACGGGAUGUGACGAAAGCUGCCUGAACGCUGUCAUGGGAUACGAGUGUGAUGAGUCGAACUGCAGACUUGAGCCGGACAACUGCAGCAACAGGCCUUUCUCCGAGCUCGAGAGGCGUCGUACGAAGGGCGGCCGCUACGACAUCGGCGUGGAGGUUGUCAAAACAAAGAACCGUGGGCAUGGCGUUCGCGCAGCCCGACCAUUCCAGCCCGGCCAGCUCAUCAUGGAGUACACCGGCGAGAUCAUUACUGAAGAUGAAUGCCAAGAGAGAAUGGCGACAACCUAUCUGAACGCGACUAACUACUUCGUGAUGGAGAUGGAGAAUGGUCUCAUCCUGGACGGAAACAAAGGCAGCGAGGCUCGCUUCAUCAAUCAUUCCUGCGACCCCAACUGUGAAGUCAAGAUGACGAGAGUCGGGCAAGUCUCACGACUUGGCGUCUAUGCCGGACCAGCAGGCAUCAUGACGGGACAGGAGCUCACCUACGAUUACAACUUCCAGAACUUCAGCGACCACAGGCAGGCGUGCUACUGCGGUGGCCAACACUGUCGAGGCUACCUGGGAAAGCGUCUUCCCGAGAGUGAGAUCAAGAAGCUCAACAAGAAAGAGCAGGCCCGCCUCCGCAAACUGGCCGAAGAGGCGCAACAGCGCGCGCAAGUCGAGGCUGCCAAAAAGCAAGCCCAGAUUGCACGUGGCCCCAGCUGGCGUGGCUGGUGCCUGUGGGAAGAAGCAGAAGCAGAACUUGCCGAGAAGGCGCGCAAACAGCAAGAGGCUGCGCUGACCUCCGACCGCGCCCUUCGCAUGGCUAAGAGAAAGGGAGAAUCGUCUGCCAACCUUCCAGCUGCACCAUCCCCAUCCGUGCCUGCAUCACAGUCCGGUCGCUCCAGUCGCAAGAAGGCUACAUCAGGACGCACGAAGAUCAUUCUAGCCGACCAGAACACAAAGGAUCCCGCUGACGAUGAAGACGAGAGUGACGAAGACCUCAAGACUGAAGUCGUGAAAAACCUCUCACGAUCGGGGCCCAAGCGUUUCCAUCUUCCAGACCGUCGUGAAGUCGACGUCGAGCAUCGUCCAGCCUCGAAGCUUUCAUCGCGACCAAGCUCGCGUCGCCGCGGCACCACCAGCAUCCAUAAAAAGACCACUGUCUCUGUAGAGAAGUCCAUGGAUACUCAGCGCGCCGAUGAGGUUCAGUCUGGAGAGGACACUGGCUCAGACAUCGUUGUUGCUGCCCCUAGCUCUCUUGCCGCCGAACUCACAAGCUCAAACGGUACGAACUUGACCAAAAUUAGCAGCCAAGGCAAGCAGAAACGAAUUACUGGAGGUGCUACCACUGAGGAAGACGAACAAAUUGAUGACGAGCAAGCUGCCAAGACGGACAAGCUACCAAAGCAUUCGCAGAGCAUGCGUGAUAGAGUCAAGCAAGUUCUUUCGAGCGUCAGCAGCGGUAAAAUGAAAAGUCUGAAGCAGAGCACCCUCAACUUCGCUAAGCGUUCUUGAGUUUGCGACAGACGCAACAACGGACGGUUCUCGGGACUCCCGCAAAAGAAGAAGGAGAAGAAGGUGGCAUCCGAGCGUUACGGAAAAAUUGGCGUUUCACACAUACAUGUAGGCCGACACAGCGCUACUAUUCCAGAUGGUCCCCCCACGGGUCCUUUGCACGCUCACAGCGGUUCUGGCAAAAUGUAGCGUUUGCA